Penaeus chinensis is the source of this 2108-nucleotide messenger RNA. Its product is annotated as UPF0389 protein CG9231-like. Bases 117 to 623 code for a protein of 168 amino acids. The transcript is spliced from 3 exons. NCBI's taxonomy places the organism in Eukaryota, Metazoa, Arthropoda, Malacostraca, Decapoda, Penaeidae. The record is from RefSeq and is a predicted model, not a curated record.
GCCAAAUGUCAGAGGACGGCGGCCGAGGGGAUCUUUCUUCACGCGAGGAGGACACCAGCAAGGUAUUCACUCUCGAGAGCUCGAGUAGGAAAGUGUCUUAAGCUGAAGAGACAAAGAUGGCGUUGCGAGGAACACUGGCCAGACUGCCUGCCCUGAGGACUUUGAGCACAAGUCCGAGAAUCCUCGCCGCUCCUGCCAGGCAGACGCACAGCACGGAGGACAGGCGCAAGGAUAUGAUUAUCCAGGCUGCCCCCGUUGCUGUUGCUGCGUGUGGCAGUGCCAUCCCUGCCGGGAGACUGGGACUGCGAGAUCAUCAUGUCAACAGAUUGGAAAAGUACUUAUUGGUUUGGGGCGGAAAGUACAAUAAUGUUGAAGACGUUCCCGACUUGGUGAGCCAAGAUGUCUUGGAACGCGCCCGCAACAAGGCAAGAAUCAAGAUCAACAUCUGGAUGGGCGUCGCCACCCUGCUCGGCUGCGUCUACAUGAUCUGGUCGGGCAAGAAGGCCCACCGGGAAGGCCAGAGUCUCCUGAACAUGAACGUGGAGUGGCACAGGAGAGUCAACGAGGAGGCGAGGCUGGCUAGAGAGAAACAGGGGCGUUUGAAUGAAAUGCCGCAGCUGUAGAGAGGGACUCUGUGCAUGCUAGGCGAUGCUGAUUUGAUUUUUUUGUUUGUUUCGUAAAGCUGGGAGAUUGGUAGACUCGUUUCCCUAUGUUUUCAGUUUUGGAAGGAGAUAAGGAGUGGUGGAUCUGGGUUUGUGUUUCUGGUUGUUCUGAGGAGUUGAGGAAAGGCAGUAAGAGAAGAGAAUGCUCUGCAGAAUACUCUUUUCAGUAGUGGGAAAAGUGUCCUAUUUCCCAAAUAACCGUUGGAUAUUUUUUAUAUACAUAGCAUAUGAAUCAGUGCUUUGCAGGCGUGAUCAUAUGACCCAACCGAUGACAAAACUAGGUUUGUCUACAGUUUAAUGGGCUUUGUCAGAGGAAAAACCAUCUUGGUCCUGAUUUAUACAUCUUUAUUCCUCCCAUCAAUUCUUCACAGGAAAGUCUGAAGGAGAGUAUCCGCAGUCAAGUAAACCCCAGUGACCUCAUUACAACAGUGACAUUCCUUACCAACUCCCCCGAACAAUGUGCGUUGUGGAAAACAGAGGCGAUGCCUUACGAUGGAUCAGCACAAUUCGGAGAAGCGUGUGUGUGUUCAGAAUGCGAUUCCACGUGGGCUUAGUAUGCCCACGCCUUCCUGUCAAGAGGUCCAGUCGCUGCGUUCUCCCUCGCCUCAGAGACUAAGUCUAGAUGCUAGUUCUCACACCUAAGUCCAUGAUGGGGGUUUUAGUGUAAGCUUUUAUGCACGCAGCUUUUUUUUUCAUUACAGAGGAAGUGUGCAGUCCUCUGUUUAUUAUCACAACGCAAGAGACUAAAAUGGUGUAUGUUGUAGUUGAUACUUGGUUUUGUGCAACCGCAUAGCAACUGGAUUUACUAUCGCCAUCAACCACCUCCGUUGCCUUCGAGAAAGUGAAAUUCUACCGUGUACUCUUUCACGUCCUCUAGUAUUUAGAAUAGUGAGGUAUUUUAUAAUCUAUAAAAUUAUAAGCGUUUUUUAAAAAUCAAUCUUACCUCAUAAGAAGAAAAGAAUUGCAUCUAUGAAUUUAAGCUUGGCCUAUAAUGUGGUGUGCUAGAAAAGAACAAAAGACCGAGGAAGAUAACUUGUCCUCAACAUAUCCUUUUUUGCUGACAUUUCUUUGUCCGAGUUGGAUGGAAAUGAGCAGAAUAUUUUUUUCACAUUAUAAGUCUGUCCUUUCAGAGAGACUAUCAUAGGAAGUGUAACGUAUUUUGCCGGCAAAGUAAUUAUGGUAAUUAUUAAGAUUAGGAUUUUGUGAUUCUUUAUUAUAUAAAGUGAAUUCCGAUGCCACCAGGGCAAUAUUACGUAGGGCCGUGUGAAAACCUGUUUAACAAGAAAACGUCGAUGUAAAGAGAAGAAAACUUUACAAUAUGUUUAUCGGUGUAUAGAGUAUUGUAUUGUGAAUUUCCAUUUCCAUUUUCCAUUUGUAAUACUUUCUUCCGGCGAUCACGUCGUGUAUUUUGUAAGUAUAAUGAUAAUAAAACAAUAUUUUUUUAAA